This is a messenger RNA of Rotaria sp. Silwood1, 1005 nucleotides long. Lineage: Eukaryota; Metazoa; Rotifera; Eurotatoria; Philodinida; Philodinidae. The record is from the annotation of a GenBank genome assembly.
AUGCUUGCUGCAAAACCAUUAUUUCCUAAUGCAAACCCUUCUAAGAUUCAUUUACCUCCUAUCAAUAGAAGUCGUCAACGAAGACUUCGACCUCCACCAACACCAUCCACUCCUUUAACGGCAGCUAGAGCUGCUCAAAUUGAUGAGAAUAUGUCAGCAUUAAAAGCUAAAUAUACUGAUUAUAUAACAUGGCUUAAAACAUCCUCUCAAAAUAAUCGUGAACCAGUAUUAACGCAAGAAUUAUUAAAACAUUCUCUUUGUCAAAUGGGUAUUGAUUCAGCUCAAGCUGAACAACUUGUAUCAAAAUGUUCAUGGUAUGUGUAUCAAUUUCAAAAAAAUCUUGACGUAGACCCUGAUCAAAAACAUCAUAUAAUAGAAAUAGAAAAUAGAAAACCAAAACAAUAUAAAAAUAAAUCAAAAAAACCAACAACAAUAAAAGACAAUGCCGAAGAUUCGACAAUAACCUUAACAUCAUUUGGCACAGAUGAUUCUUGUUCAUCGACUUCAUUUCCUCCAAUACGUAAUAAGCAUUCUAUAUUACCUGCAAUUAAUUCUUCUGGUUUAUCACCAUCUUCACGUUUACGACGUGUUGAUUUUGGUAGUGAGCAUGUUAAAAAUUCUGUGUCUAGUUCACCUUUAUCACGUUGGCAAUCAACUUUGACCAAAACACGAACUUCAACAAAACUUCAACCAUUAGUAACAGAAACAAACAAUAAUGACACAAAACCUCCAACUGAUUUUGAUCCAUCUUCUCAAAAACCUUUACGUCGACAUGGUUUAGUUGCUGGUCAUUUACGUUCAAUACUUCGUAAACAAACUAGCUCAUCGCAAUCAGUUACAUCAACAGAAGUUAGCAUUCGAAAAAUGCGUAGUCAAAUUUUAACUCCAUCAUCGACAGUCUUAGAUGAUAUACCAUUAGGAACACGAUCACAACUUUUAUUUGGUGGUAGUGAGUGUUUUGCUCAGAUAAUGAAUGAACUUGAACAACAGAAGAAGAAUAUGUAA